Messenger RNA from Triplophysa dalaica, 1502 nucleotides. RefSeq names its product LINE-1 retrotransposable element ORF2 protein. The transcript is spliced from 3 exons. The coding region runs from base 99 to 1232 and encodes 377 amino acids. The record is from RefSeq and is a predicted model, not a curated record. NCBI's taxonomy places the organism in Eukaryota, Metazoa, Chordata, Actinopteri, Cypriniformes, Nemacheilidae.
GGAAUUUGGAGGUUUUAAAGUUGACAGCGAUAGCAAAGAUUCAGACAAAUGGACCAAAAUGGCAGCCGAAUGUUUUACUCCUUAAAGACAAAGCGUGUAUGGAAAGGCUGUCAUGCAUUAUAAAGACAAUUUCAAGAAUUGAAACGAGGAAAGGAAGUCUAUGGCCAGGAGUGAAGAUCCGACUUCUAUGUGAGGCAUUAGCUUUUCAAAGUGAAAGCUCAAGAGAGAGGAUGCAAAUCUGGGAACGUCCUCACAGGGUGGAACACAUGAAGCGGGAAGGGUUUAGAGACUCCGAACCAUACACUGAGACUCUCCAUACAGCAAAUCCUGUCUCCACACACCAGAGUCUUAAGAACUUUCUGGAUCAUUUGCACCAGACAGAAAGAUUUGAAGACUUAAAAUCGGCACUCAACUCCGUUCUAACUGAGCCCAUUUCCAGAAAAGAGAUUUUGGUUGCCAUACUCUCCCUUCCUGAGCGUGAAUGCUUAACUACAGGUGGACUAACAGUGCAGUUCUAUAAGCACUAUGCGAGUAAAAUCACUGACCUUUUACAAGCAUUUUUCAAUCAAAUUCUUGAUUUCAAACCAACUGUUGAAUCACUGGGCCAGAGCAAUUGCGAUCAUACCUACAGCCAUCAUGUUCAGUAUCACUGUAGUCCUGUUAUAGUGAUUGAUACUGAUUAUAAGAUUUUGGCUUCAGUUCUAGCAGAAAGGUUGAAAAGUGUCAUUGAACAUGUUUUAAGUCCAGGUGUAGGUAAACCACAAACGUCUAUUCAGGACAGCAUUAUUGUUCUUCAAAGUGAAACUGCUGAAAAAAUUGUGAUUGUUUCCUUAGGAGUAGAUGCAGGUGCAUUGAAAUUCCCCUUUUUGUUUUACAGUCUGAAGUUUGUAAACCUGCCUGACAGGUUCACAUCAGUGUUGAAGCUUUUGUUGCAAGAGGGAGAUGCAAAUAUGCACAGCGAAUCAUAUUCACUGCAAUCUCCAUUGAAAGGUCUAAAAGUGGGAUGUCCACUGACUCCUUUACUAAUAAGCAUUUGUCUUCUCCCUCUGAUUCACUCUGUUAAUAGUGAGAUAGGGCUUUUGGGACCUAAUGUUCCAAAGUCUGUAAUUGACAAAGACAACGCCAUUAUUUUCCUUCCCAAUACCAGUGAAGCUUUGGAAUGUUUGGAAAAGACGCUGCUAGAUUUUACAGAGACGUCUGGGUUAAUAAUAGAUAGGAGAUACUCAGUUUAGGCACUUAAACCUCAGUUGUUUAAGAUAAUAUACAGUAAAUUAUGGAUUUGGGGACUCGAGAUGUUUUGAGAUAUUAUUUAUCAUAUAAGUAUUAUUCAUCAUGUUAGUAAUCAUUGUGAUAGUUUAGCUAUAGGAGGACUUUAUCAAUCAAACGGCCGUGUGGUAAAGGCAAAGUAUGAGGUUUUUCUAAAACGUUUUGAUUUUACUGGACCUCAAAAUUUAUGAUUUGUUUUGUUGAAAAAAUGUCCUUUUAACAUUAUUUUUAAUAUA